This is a messenger RNA of Drosophila novamexicana, 420 nucleotides long. RefSeq names its product chorion protein S16 (gene Cp16). Gene Ontology annotation, cellular component: egg chorion. The record is from RefSeq and is a predicted model, not a curated record. Gene Ontology annotation, biological process: multicellular organism development. The coding region runs from base 1 to 420 and encodes 139 amino acids. The transcript has 2 exons. Lineage: Eukaryota; Metazoa; Arthropoda; Insecta; Diptera; Drosophilidae.
AUGUCCGUCAACUACAUGCGUCUGCUCUGCCUGAUGGCCUGCUGCUUCUCCGUCUGCCUGGCCUACAGGCCCAGCGGCAACAGCUACCGCAGCGGCGGCUAUGGCGAAUAUAUUAGGCCCGUCGAAACCGCCGAGGCUCAAGCGGCUGCUCUCACCAAUGCUGCCGGCGCUGCCGCCUCCUCCGCCAAAUUGGAUGGUGCCGAUUGGUAUGCACUGAACCGUUAUGGCUGGGAACAGGGCAAGCCUCUGCUGGUCAAGCCAUACGGCCCGCUGGACAACCUCUAUGCCGCUGCUUUGCCACCACGCGCCUUCGUCGCCGAGAUCGAUCCAGUCUUCAAGAGGAACAGCUAUGGCGGUGCAUAUGGCGAGAAGACUGUCACCCUGAACACCGGCUCCAAGCUGGCUGUCUCUGCUGCCUAA